GAGAAACUGAACAAGAAGUGAAAGAUGAAAUAAGUACGAAAAGUACGAAUGUGCGGCCUAUAGAAAGUUGUCUCACUGCCUCGGAAAUAAGCGAAGAUGAAGUCGCUGAGAAAAAGCAACCUGACCCAAAGGGCCAUACUGAUGUUAUUAAAAGAAAAGUCGAAUUACUGAAGUUAAAGCAAAUAGAAAAAAAAAGAAAAAGAGAUACUGUUGACAAAAUAAAUACAACGAAGAAAUUUGAAAUAGAGGCCACACCGAGCGAGGAAAUGUCAAAUGAUAAAGAAAAGGAUAAAGAGAAUAAAUCAGCUGCUGCUAAUUCUUGUAAGACAAUAUCUUUCACGGAGAAGAAUGAUAACUGUACUGAAAUUAAAAAAAAGUAUGCACGUGUCAAAGAGAAAAAUAUUGAUUUGGAGCAAAGAUUGAAGAAAAAAGAUGCAGAGAUCGAAGCUCUGAAAACACAAGCAGAGCAGGAGCGAGUUUUGAUAGCUGAGUGCAUGCGCACAUGUGUAGAUUUCCAAAAACAAGUAAUUGCUGAAUUUAACGAAAUGAAAGAUAUUGUUCGCCAUUUGAGGCAGAAUAAUCCGGAAACAGCGGACCCAAAUGGAGCCUACCUAGCUGUUGGAUCACAAAGAAAGGAAGGACUUAUGGAAAAUGUUCAUAUUGGAAGAGAUUUAUGGAUACCUGCGGGACAAUUUGAUACCUUACUAUGCCAGAAAAAACCAACGGUAUUUGUAAAGGAAUUGGCGAAAAUCGUAAUUGGAGAUAAGACAUUGGAAAAAAGCACUGUUACUGGAAAAAUUUCGAACAGAAGCAAAGGGAAUAAUACUGUGCCUGAAAAAUUAGAUGGUCGCAAAUUAGCAGCUAUAAAAGAUAUUUGUUAA
Molecule: messenger RNA, 881 nt
Organism: Solenopsis invicta (red fire ant)
Lineage: Eukaryota; Metazoa; Arthropoda; Insecta; Hymenoptera; Formicidae
Exons: 6
Coding region: 267-881 (204 amino acids)
Molecular function (GO): DNA binding
Source: RefSeq, a predicted model, not a curated record